GCAGGUACUAGCGAUGUGAAACAUCAUUGAAGUGUUGUUGGUUUUGGGAAGAUAAAAAUAGCCUGAUAGAAUUUGCCGCAAAAACGAAUAGUCCAUGUAAUUCACCACGAACGGCGCAGAGCUCGGCGAUCAAACAGGCCAUGACAACACGGAUGUUUAUUUGCGCAAUCUUAGUAACCGGGUUACUACUAGCGGCGGGAAGAUUCGGCGCCGGUUGCUCCGCGGAAGCCAGGGAGAUCCUUCACCCUAGUGUUCGCCCUACCAAAGGAGAGCCAAGGAUGACGAGCGCCAAACUGCUGGCCUGUGAUUUCGAGGUUUUUGGCAUAGUGCAAGGCGUGUUCUUCCGCAAGCACACCCAAAAGUAUGCAUCCAGUCUGGGAGUCCGAGGGUGGUGCAAGAAUACGGCCGAUGGCACUGUGAAGGGACAGAUUGAAGGCGAGGAGAAGGCCUUCAAUGAAAUGAAACACUGGCUGCAAACCAAAGGAAGUCCCUCUAGCCGUAUCGAUAAGGCAGUGUUCAACGUACCGAAGGAGCUGACAGCCUUCACGUACAACGAUUUCUCAAUUCGUCGCUAAGCCAUGUAGACAGCCUGUAGGA
Messenger RNA from Anopheles darlingi, 597 nucleotides. Its product is annotated as acylphosphatase-2-like. Gene Ontology annotation, molecular function: acylphosphatase activity. The coding region runs from base 141 to 575 and encodes 144 amino acids. NCBI's taxonomy places the organism in Eukaryota, Metazoa, Arthropoda, Insecta, Diptera, Culicidae. The record is from RefSeq and is a predicted model, not a curated record. The transcript is spliced from 4 exons.